This is a messenger RNA of Callorhinchus milii (elephant shark), 4236 nucleotides long. RefSeq names its product Scm like with four mbt domains 2 (gene sfmbt2). The record is from RefSeq and is a predicted model, not a curated record. Gene Ontology annotation, cellular component: nucleus. Gene Ontology annotation, molecular function: histone binding; sequence-specific DNA binding; transcription corepressor activity. The transcript has 22 exons. Bases 70 to 2970 code for a protein of 966 amino acids. Gene Ontology annotation, biological process: regulation of DNA-templated transcription. NCBI's taxonomy places the organism in Eukaryota, Metazoa, Chordata, Chondrichthyes, Chimaeriformes, Callorhinchidae.
GGGGGGGGGGGAGUGAGUUGCACAUGACAACUGAAUCCAGACCCAUUUUGAGUGGAAUGAACUGAGAAAAUGGGGGAGUGCUUAACACAGACUGUGUUGACCUUGGAACCAGAGAACAGAAAGCCGUUGAUUCCCAGUAUGCAAGAGUCUCCAGCAUUGUUUUUGGAGAAGACUCAAAGUACAGACAAUGUAAAAGGAGAACAGUGUGACUCCGAUGCUGGAUCUGGGGUUGAGGAAAUCGACUUCAAUUGGGAUGAAUACCUUGAAGAGACGGGUGCAAGUCCUGCCCCACACAACUCAUUCAAACAUGUUGAGAUCAGUCUUCAGAGCAGUUUUCAGCCAGGGAUGAAGUUGGAGGUGGCUAAUAAAAAUCACCCAGACACCUAUUGGGUAGCCACUAUCAUCACAACAUGCGGCCAGCUUUUACUCUUGCGAUACAGUGGCUACGGAGAUGACCGGAGAGCAGAUUUCUGGUGUGAUGUUAUGACUGCUGAUUUGCAUCCUGUUGGGUGGUGUUCGCAAAACAAGAAAGAGCUAAAACCUCCGGAAGGAAAAUGCCUGGCUCCACAACCUUCCCUGGAAACAUGCCCAAGAUUGGAAACACAACAUAGUUGGAAUCGUAACAGUGAGCCUGUGUCCUAUCCACUUCGGCACAGCAUUUUGUUGCAGCAAAAUGCUGCACCACUCUACCCCAAAAGUCCUAAAGAUCAUUUAUUAACGAUUAGUGAGAAAUACACAGACUGGACUGAAUUUCUUAUUCAGGAUUUGACUGGUGCACGCACAGCUCCUGCAAAUCUCCUGGAAGGGCCUCUAAGAGGGAAGAAUGCAGUGGACCUCAUUACCCCAAAAUCCUUAAUUGAGCUUCAGGAUUUGAAAAACCCUUUUCGUUACUGGAUUGUGCGAGUGAUUGAGAACGUUGGCGGGAGAUUAUGUUUGCGCUACGAGGGAUUGAAUGAUGGAAAGCACGACCAGUGGUUGUUUUAUCUGGACUACAGACUCCGGCCAGUAGGAUGGUGCCAGGAAAAUCAUUGCAAGCUCGAGCCUCCUGCAGUGAUUCAGGCUCUUAAAAGUGACGCUGAAUGGAAAGAAGCCCUCGAAAAGGUUCUGUCUGAAGCUGAAAAUUUUCCAUUGCCAGUGGAGGUGUUUAAGGACCAGCCUGAUCUUCGAACUCACUCCUUCACAGUUGGCAUGAAGCUGGAGGCAGUGAACUCAUUGGAGCCCUUUUCCAUCUGCCCUGCCUCCGUAACAAAGGUUUUCAACGAUCAGUAUUUUAUGAUCACGAUGGAUGACCUAAGGACAGAGACUAGUGAAAACACAGUUCUUUGUCAUGCUGAUUCUCCAGGGAUUUUGCCUGUUCAGUGGUGCCUUAAAAAUGGGGUCCAUCUCACUCCACCUAAGGGUUACCCGAAUCCAGACUUUGAUUGGGCUGAUUACCUUAAACAAUGUGAAGCAGAAGCAGUUUCUCAAUUCUGCUUCAGAAAUACUUCAUUCAAUCGUGGUUUCACCAAAAAUAUGAAGUUGGAAGCAGUUACCCACAGUAAUGCAGCAGAGAUAUGCGUUGCUUCGAUCAUUAAAGUAAAAGGACGAUUGAUGUGGAUUCACCUUGAAGACUCUAAGAAUCCUGUCCCAGAGUACAUUGUAGAUGUGGAUUCAAUGGACAUUUUUCCAGUGGGCUGGUGUGAAGCAAAUGGGUAUCCUCUCACCCCACCGUAUCGGGCAGUAUGUCAUAAACAGAAGAAAAUUGCAGUAGUGCAACCAGAAAAACAGUUACAUUCCUCUGUGCCCAUGGAGCCACGCCCUGUCGAUUCUUUCCCCAUUGCCACAGAUGCAGGCACUACCACCAACGGAAAGUACUGCUGUUCCAAAAUCUACUUUAAUCACCGCUGCUUCUCAGGGCCAUAUCUAAACAAAGGGAGAAUAGCAGAGCUUCCUCAGUCAGUUGGACCUGGAAAAUGUGUGCUCGUCCUAAAAGAGGUUCUUACUCUAUUGAUCAACGCGGCUUAUAAACCAGGCCGUGUACUGCGGGAAUUGCAGCUUGACAAUGACCCACAAUGGAACUGUCAAGAAGAGACACUAAAAGCCAAGUACAAAGGGAAGACGUACAGAUCAAUUAUGAAAAUCGUAAGAACGGCAGAUCGGGUUGCAGAUUUCUGCAGAAGGACCUGCAUGAAGCUGGAAUGUUGCCCAAACUUGUUUGGCCCUCUCAUGGUGACUGACAAAUGCCCCGAAAAUUGCUCCGUUCACACUAAAACAAAAUACACUUAUUACUAUGGAAAAAAGAAGAAAAUCAUCAGGCCACCUGUUGGACACGGCAGUAUAGAAAGUAAUAAUAAAAAACCUGCGAGACGCAGAAAGAAGCGUAGGUCUUGCUUUGUCCAAAAGAAGAAGCGUUCAUCUACUUCAAUGGACUAUACUCCAGUGGCCUCUCCGCAGGAAAAUGGAGAUGAGAAAGAAGAUGGCCACGAUGUGAUGGAUGAUGAAACUGGAAGCGAAGAAACCAGCUCCGAGCAGCGGGGUGACCAGACGGACACAUCUUCUGAGGUGCCAGAUGUUAAACCAAAACGAUUAGCAAGACUGAGAUCAGCCACAGAACUGCCUCGGCCUCUCAUUGUAGAGAGGGCAAGACGAAAGAGAAGGGCACGAUCGCUAUCACUUUCCGAGGAUAACAAAUAUAGCUCUCUCAAGUCCCCAGCACCAAAGGAAAGUCGGCAGAUUGAAGAGGAUAAACUUAUCCUGGAGAGUAACCCCUUGGAAUGGUCAGUGUCUGAAGUGGUCCGAUUUAUCAAAUCUACAGACUGUGCUCCUCUUGCAAAAAUCUUUCAGGAACAGGACAUUGAUGGUCAGGCACUACUUCUCCUGACACUGCCAACAGUCCAAGAAUGUAUGGAACUCAAACUUGGCCCUGCUAUCAAACUGUGUCAUCACAUUGAAAGAGUUAAAAUCGCUUUCUAUGCACAAUUCGCCAACUGAUAGAGUUGUCUUAUCCUAGUCUGCCCUCUAAUUAAUGAACACUGGAUCAAUAUGUUGAGAUUUAACACAAGAGCCAGGUAUUCAUCUAUCCACGCCAGCCAUACAGACUAUCUUGUGAGCAAUUUUUUUCUAUUUGCUGUUCACAGAGGUAGUUUCAUCAAAAUGAAGUUGCGGAACUGCAAAGCGGACUUUUUCUUUUUCUCUCUCUCUCUCUGCAACAAGGUGCAUACUACAGCAAAGUUAGAUAACAACAGAGUUGUAGAUGGUCACCAAUCGGCACAUAAUGAAGGAAUGAAUAGAUCUGAACCACUUCAACCUGAGUUGUGAAUAUCAAUGGGAAGAUAUCCUAACAUCAGAGAAUCAUAGCAGCUGUACAAUUUUUUUGGUUAAGGAUUCAUUGUUUGAUGGGCUUUCUCGCCUUACCAAGUCGAACAUGAAAAUCCUAUCUUACUAAAAACAGUAGCUUACGCGCACACAUUGGAACCCACAGAAGAAGAAAGUGUGAUGCCCCUUUUUUGGGAUAUACUGUUUUUUUGACUCUGUCAAACUCCACUUCAUUCGGUCAACACUCCUGCACAAUACUGGUGUUCAGUUCACACAACGUUCCUCCGUUUCGAUCAAUGUCUUCUUCACGAUUUUGUUAAGAAAGAGUUCUUGACUUGUGUUUUGUAGGGAAUACUUCACUGUGUUAUCACUACGCUCUUUGAUUUGUUGAACUGGGGAGUCGGGGAGUGCUCUGCUGGCACAUAUAACCUGCUCACUAAAGUUCAGAAGCAAUCAGAAAUGUCAGUAAUUAAGUGAGGUUUCUCUUUGUCUCUUCUCCCCACCUCCACACACAUUCCCUCACGGGGAUAAAAUUUUAAAGACAGAUGUGUAAAAUAGUUGCUGACACUGGUAUCAUAUAAAUUAUUUUAAAAAUAGUGUAAUAUUUUAUAUGUAAAAGGAGAAGCGAGGUUCAGGAAGGACUGUGUGACCUAUCAUAAAUGUCAAAUGAUUUGACGAUUUGAAGUGAGACUAUUGUGCUGUGGAAUAUGGGCGUAGAGUUGUUUGCAAGCAGAAUUUACGCACCACUGUUAUUUAUACUUUGAAGCAAAAUACAGGAAACGCUACGGCCUUCAGCAUUGAGAUGAAUUGUAUCUACUGGCUGAGUACGUGUCACAUAAACUUAAAAAGAUAAACUCAAGGCUGCGGUUAUCUUACAGAACGCAUCUAGCACCAAUUGUUUUCUGAUUUAAUCUGCACAAUAAAUGUUUUUUUUACUCUUUA